AAAAAUUAAGAAAAAAUGGAGAAAGUAAGUAUUCUCCUUUUUGUGGCCCUGAUGGCCCUCUCUGUGGAUACUCUGAAGGCUGAUAGCUUUGUCAGCGAUACCCUUUGCUAUUCGAAGGCGGACGGAACUCUGCUGAGAAUUUCGGAUACCUGUAGCAGCUACAUUUAUUGCCUGAGCCAAAAAGCCCUUACAAUCAACUGUCCCUCCGGUAUGGGUUUCAGUAGCAUGGCUCGUGGUUGUGUCCAAUAUUCACAGUCGGACUGUGCCAAUGAGAAAUCGAAUGUAGUGCACUUUGAAACACAAAGUUCCGUGAAUACCGAUUCGACGGCCGAUUCCACUUUCAGUUGGAGUAUUUGCUACUCUCAGCGUGAUGGCGCCUCCUUCCCGAUAAAGGGUGAUUGCAGAAUGUUCAUCUAUUGUCUGGCCGAAAUGCCUCUACCGAUACCGUGUCUGUUUGGUAAGGGCUAUAGUACGGCCUUGGGUAUAUGUGUACCCUAUGAUCAGUCGGAUUGUGUGAUAACAUCAACGACCAGUACAACAGUGGCAACAUCGAGUAGUACAUCGGAUGAAUACACCACAUUAUCGACUUUGACGACAACAUCGGCAAAUAUUCUGCCGGUUACAACUCCAACUGGUUCUACAACAUCUCAGGUUGAAACCACAUCCGCAGCAACAACAACCGUAGCUCAGAGUACAACCUCUGAAACUACCACUGGAGCUCCAACCACAACCUCAGAGACCACCACUGAAGUUGCAACUACAACAUCUGAAGGUACAACUCAAACCACAACACCUGCAACUACAACUUCAGUUCAGACUACCACCUCGGAGAGCACCACAACCCCUGAAACAACAACUGCAGCUCCAACCACAACCCCUGAAACAACAACUGCAGUUCCAACCACAACAUCUCAAACUACGACAGAAACUGACACCACAACCUAUCCCAGCACAACCACAACAUCUGUCAAUACAACAAAUCCUACAGUGAACAUUCCACUGACAGUGUUGCCACUUACGAGCACAACAGCUGGUCCUACAACAAAUACCACAGCAGGAGAUUCGACAACAGAAGAGCCUACAACUCAAACUGCAACCACAACAGUUGGUUCCACGACCACAACUUUCGAAACUACGGCAUCGGAAACUCCAGUUACGACCCCAACAACCACAUCGCCCCUUACAUCACAACCCACUAUUCCACCAAUUACCACCCCCACCACACCCAAUCCCAGCCUAUCAAUCCUGCAAGAACUUUGUAAAAAUAAGACAGCCGGCAGCCAUGUCCCAUAUCCUUAUGACGACACCGAAUAUGUCAUCUGUCCCAAUCCCUCGCCGGAAAUUGUUAAAUGUCCCACACACUCGGAAUAUGAUCCCAAGACGGGCCAAUGUAAAUCGGAUAUUGGUUUCAUAAAUAUGCCCCAUUGUUUGGAGGUCGCCUACGGUCAGGCCAUACCGUUCAUCGGUGAUUGUACCAAAUAUUAUCUUUGCUUUGGCAAAAAAGCAAUGAAUAAAAUUUGGCAAUGCGAAGUGAAUUGGUUGUUCAAUGCCGAACUGGCCAGCUGUGUACCCCAGGAACUUUAUCAGUGUCCUUGGUAAACUUCCGAGUAAUAUUUAAAAAAUCAAAA
Messenger RNA from Musca domestica (house fly), 1628 nucleotides. RefSeq lists its product as uncharacterized. Gene Ontology annotation, molecular function: chitin binding. Bases 16 to 1599 code for a protein of 527 amino acids. Gene Ontology annotation, cellular component: extracellular region. Lineage: Eukaryota; Metazoa; Arthropoda; Insecta; Diptera; Muscidae. The transcript is spliced from 2 exons. The record is from RefSeq and is a predicted model, not a curated record.